GCUCAAGGCGGCGCUUCCUCUUGGGGAGCGCCGCCUUCCUGGCUGCCGGGGCGCUUUCAUGGGGAGCGCCGCCUCCGGCGCGCUGGACCUGUCCCUGCUGGUGGGCACCUUCAAGGGCGACCUCAGCGAGAGGUAUGACAUCGUCGACCAGCUGGGCAGCGGAGCCCAGGGCGCCGCCUACAAGGUGAAGUGCAAGGUGGACGGCGCCGAGCACGUUGGCGGAUGUGGCCAAGAAAACCUUUGGAGACAAGGCGGAUCUGCUGAAGGAAUUCGACCACAUGAAAGAGAUGCGGCACCCCAACUGCACCAAGGUGAUCGAGAUGAUCGUGGCCAGAGAGCUCGUCGAUGGCGACUGGAAGGAACAGCUGUUCGUGAUCUCGGAGCUAGCCAGGGGCAGCGACCUUCACAAGUACGUGCUCAAGAUGAGCGACUAUCAGAGGCGCCGCCACCCAGAGGUCACUGCGCGGGGGCCCGAGGUCACCGAGGAGUGGUGUGCUGGCGUCUACCGGCAGGCGAUGGAGGGCGUCGCCUACAUGCACUCGAAAGACAUCGUGCACAACGACCUCAAGCCAGACAACAUACUGAUCAUGGACAUGUUUGACCCCGCCAAUCCAAAUCGGGUGCCGGCCGUGGCGAUCAACGAUUUCGGCUGUGCCACCAGGUUGCAUGUGGCCAGCUCCUCUACAAUCAUCGGGGACCCGCGCUACCAGUCGCCAGAGUCUUGGCGGCUAUGCUUCAAGUACAUGGAGCACAAGGCUACCCGCGACAAACUGGACGGCAAGACCGACGUGUGGUCGAUGGGUGCCACCCUCUACGAACUGCUGAGCGGGGGCAUCAUCCCGUUCAUCUACAGGCCCUGCACUCUCAGCGACAUCGACGAGGAGGUCUUCAGCAGCCUCGGCAAGGCGGUGACCGAGGAACCCGUCCAGAUCAGAGAGCAUUUCGACAGCCUCUCUGCACAGGGCGAGAACCUCCUCCGCAGCAUGCUCACGAAGGACAGCGCCGAGCGGCCGUCCGCCGCGGAUGUCCUAAGGCACGAGUGGUUCAGCAUCCGGGGCAAGCCCAUUAGCUCCGAGUCUCUGCAGAGGCUCCGGCUGAAGGCCGUGAAGGGCAGGGCCCACGCCAUGCUGCUGAACGCGGUGUCUCUCAAGCUCCAGCGCGACCACUUCCAGGCCUGCAUGGGCGUCUUCAAGGACAUCCAGCUGGAGCAGAACGGCCAGGUCACCCUGGAGGAGUUCAAGGCCGCCGUGGAGAAGCUGCGGCUGGCGGCGCCCGCGGAGCCGCCCGAGACGGACGACGCGGCCCAGUGCGACGACGCGGAGCCUCGCGGCUCCCGGACCGACCUGCUGUCGGACCCGGAGGCGCUGUUCCGGCAGGCGGACGUCGACCAGAGUGAGACCCUUGACUUCAACGAGUUCGUGGCGGUGACCUUCGACUGGUCGUCGCUGGACGUGGGCACCAUGACCGCGACGCUGCAGAAGCUCAUCAACGACCUGGACAGGGACGACGACGGGCAGCUCAGCCAGGACGAGUUCAACAAAGCCUUCCACGGGGCGCUGGGCAGAGAUGAGCUGAAGCGGGUCUUCAGCCACAUAGACCAGAACGGGGACGGCGCCGUCGGCAAGGAGGAAUUGAGGAGAUUCUUGUUUGAGCCGGCGAGCAAGGAGGAGCUGAGCAGGCUCGCCGCAGUGCCGCCGAUAGGGAGGUCCUGGUCGGAGUUGUCGAUCGCACCGGCGGGGCCCUGUCUGCCGGGGUCGUGCUCCCCAGAGUGCUUCGGGGCCGUGCUCCCGCUGGCGGCGUGUCUCGGCGUCUGCCUGGCAGGGGUUCUGAGGAUCUGCUGACGCCGUGGGCCGGCCAAGCUGGCGAGGUCUUCGCACGAUUCGUGGUGUUGUGUUGUGGACGUGGGAGGUGGGAGGUGGAGACCCUGUUGCCCUCGCGGGCAUGAUUUUGUAGUGGUUUCGGGCAGCCUCCCUCACCGUGGUGCGUAUCUCGUCAGAGGGCUGCUGGCGACGCGCGAAUCGGUGCCAGUUUCACGUCAGCCGCAGGGUGCUUCCUCCCGCUUUCCUCCUCCCUCUUUCCCCCUCUUCCCUUGCUCCCCCCUCUCUCCCAUGAGGCUCCUGGGGGACGCUUCGAAGCCCCCGAGAGCAGCUCCAGCUUCUCUGGAAGAAGCUCCAGAGGUUCUGGGAGAUUCCUCGGAGCCUCUGGGAGGUGCCUCAGAGCCUCUGGGAGUCGCCCCAGGGCUUCCUGGGAGAGGCUUCAGAGCCUUUUUUUUUUUUUUUUUCUCUCUCUCUCUCUCUCUUUGUCUCUCUGUCUCUCCCUCUC
This is a messenger RNA of Prorocentrum cordatum, 2322 nucleotides long. The record is from the annotation of a GenBank genome assembly. Lineage: Eukaryota; Dinophyceae; Prorocentrales; Prorocentraceae.